Molecule: messenger RNA, 1215 nt
Organism: Tinamus guttatus (white-throated tinamou)
Lineage: Eukaryota; Metazoa; Chordata; Aves; Tinamiformes; Tinamidae
Source: RefSeq, a predicted model, not a curated record
AACCUGCACCCCACGUACUCCUGCAAGUACGAUGGCUGCUGCGUCAUCGACAAGAUCACCCGCAACCAGUGCCAGCUGUGCCGCUUCAAGAAGUGCAUCUCCGUGGGCAUGGCCAUGGACCGUGAGUGCGGGGGCGGCUGGCAUGGAGGUGCCAUGGGGCCAGUUGAGGUGACCAGAGGUACCAUGGAGCCGGUUGAGGUGACCAAAGGUGCCAUGGGGCCAGUUGGAGUGACCAGAGGUGCCAUGGGGCCAAUUGAGGUGACCAAAGUUGCCAUGGGGCCAGUUGAGGUGACCAGAGGUGCUAUGGAGCCAAUUGAGGUGACCCGAGGUACCAUGGAGCCGGUUGAGGUGACCAAAGGUGCCAUGGGGCCAGUUGGAGUGACCAGAGGUGCCAUGGGGCCAAUUGAGGUGACCAAAGUUGCCAUGGGGCCAGUUGAGGUGACCAGAGGUGCUAUGGAGCCAAUUGAGGCCAAAGAUGCCAUGGGGCAGGUUGAGGUGACCAAAGGUGCCAUCAAGCUGGUUGAGGUGACCAAAGGUGCCAUGGGGCCAUUUGGGUUGACCAGAGGCACCAUGGAUCCAGUUGGGGUGACCAGAGGUGCCAUGGGGCCAAUUGAGGUGACCAAAGUUGCCAUGGGGCCAGUUGAGGUGACCAGAGGCGCCAUGGAGCCAGUUGAGGUGACCAGAGGUGCCGUGGGGCCAGUUGGGGUGACCAGAGGUGCCAUGGAGCCGGCUGAGGUGACCAAAGAUGCCAUGGGGCAGGUUGAGGUGACCAAAGGUGCCAUCAAGCUGGUUGAGCCCGAGGACAUCGGCCAGUCGCCCAUGGCCUCCAUGCCCGACGGGGACAAAGUCGACCUGGAGGCGUUCAGCGAGUUUACAAAAAUCAUCACCCCGGCCAUCACCCGCGUGGUCGACUUUGCCAAAAAACUGCCCAUGUUCUCGGAGAUGGCCGUCAAGCGGGAGCAGCUCAAGAACGGCGGCCUCGGCGUCGUCUCCGACGCCAUCUUCGACCUGGGCAAGUCCCUCUCUGCCUUCAACCUGGACGACACCGAGGUGGCCCUGCUCCAGGCCGUGCUGCUCAUGUCCUCAGACCGGACGGGGCUGAUCUGCGUGGAGAAGAUCGAGAAGUGCCAGGAGACCUACCUGCUGGCCUUCGAGCACUACAUCAACUACCGCAAACACAACAUUCCCCACUUCUGGCCCAAGCUGCUGAUGAAG